AUGGCGUCACCCAGCUACCCGGACUGUGGCUUUGACCCGUUCUGCCCCUCCGCGGGAGCGUCUCACCGAGCACUGGCCCAACGAGCAACGGCCGAAUGUCCGCUGAACCCAGAACUGCCGCUGGACCCUGCUGCUGCCAGUGCCCCCAAGACUGCUGCCAGGGAGGCGUGUUUUUCCCAUAUUCUCCCCCGCCCCCCACCUCUGUCCUCUCUCGCCUGCAAAAGAACCUCCCUUCCCACGGCUUCUCGCUCCCCAAGUUCACCUCUCCGCGCCGCCUACUUGCUGAAUUCUGUGAUUCAGUGUUUAGAUUAUAUCCAGGAACUAGGAAGCAUUAAAGAUUUCUAUAGAAAAGAUGGCAUCGUCACAGUUUCAGAGGUGGAGACUGGGGUGGUGGUAAGCAGCAGAAACCAGGACCCUUCCAUUAAAGAACUGGCCCAAGAGUCAGAGACACUGAAGAAGGACCAGGAGAAGGUGGGGCAGUUUCAGACCUAUGUGAUGUCUCAUGCCAACACCCAAGAGGCAACUGAUGGACAACAAUGCUGGAUUGUCCUCCUGAAAGCAGAGCCCAUGGCCAAGGCUUCCUUGCAGAAGUUUUACCUAGGCAGAUACUCCCAGGACAGAAGCAGCUGCUGGGAGAGUGACCCAUGGAAGGAGGGAGAGUCAGUCCUACCCUGCACCCUGAUCCUAAUGCACUUGUUUGUCAGGUUCAACUCCAGCCAUGGUUUCCCAGUGGAGGUCGAUUCUGACACCAGCAUCUUCCAGCUCAAGGAGGUGGUUGCUAAGCGACAGGGGGUUCCAGCUGACCAGUUGCGUGUGAUUUUCGCCGGGAAGGAGCUUAGGGAUGACUUGACUGUGCAGAGCUGUGACCUGGACCAGCAGAGCAUCGUUCAUGUUGUGCUGAGACCCUGGAGAAAAGGCCCAGAAAGGGAAGGAGGUGACGGCCCACAAAACGCCCUGGAGGGCUCGAGGAGAGAGCCUGAGAGCUUGACCCGUGUGGACCUCAGCAGCUCGGUCCUCCCUGCGCACUCGGUGGGUCUGGCUGUGAUCCUGAAUAAUGACCGUGAGGAGACCCUGCCAGCUGGAAGGCCAGCAGGUAGACCGCCUUACAACAGCUUUUACGUUUAUUGCAAAGGCCCCUGCCAAAGAAUACAGCCAGGAAAACUCAGGGUGCGGUGUGGUACCUGCCGACAGGCGACGCUCACCUUGGCCCAGGGUCCAUCUUGCUGGGACGAUGUCUUAAUCCCAAACCGGAUGACUGGUGAAUGUCAAACUGCAAGCUGUCCUGGGACUACAGCCGAAUUUUUCUUUAAAUGUGGAGCACACCCAACCGCUGACAAGGAAACAUCAGUGGCUUUGAACCUGAUCACAACAAACAGUCGAGGCAUCACCUGCAUAACAUGUACCGACAUCAGGAGCCCUGUGCUGGUUUUCCAGUGCAACCAUCGUCACGUGAUUUGCUUAGACUGUUUCUACUUAUACUGUGUGACAAGACUUAACGACAGGCAGUUUACCCAUGACCCUCAGCUGGGCUACUCUCUGCCGUGUGUGGCUGGCUGCCCCAACUCCUUGAUUAAAGAGCUCCAUCACUUCAGGAUCCUUGGAGAAGAGCAGUACAACCGGUACCAGCAAUAUGGCGCUGAAGAGUGUGUGCUCCAGAUGGGGGGCGUGCUGUGCCCUCACCCUGGCUGUGGAACAGGGCUGCUUCCCGAGCCAGGCAGGAGGAAGGUCACUUGUGAAGGGGGAAAUGGUCUGGGCUGUGGGUUCGUCUUUUGCCGGGACUGUAAGGAAGCGUACCAUGAAGGUGAAUGCAGCACCCUGUUUGAAGCCUCAGGAGCAGUUUCUCAGGCCUACAGAGUUGACGAGAAGGCCGCGGAACAAGCUCGGUGGGAAGAGGCCUCUAAAGAAACAAUCAAGAAAACCACCAAGCCCUGUCCCCGUUGCCAUGUGCCAGUUGAAAAAAAUGGAGGAUGCAUGCACAUGAAGUGCCCGCAGCCCCAGUGCCGUCUGGAGUGGUGCUGGGCCUGCAGCUGCGAGUGGAACCGCGCCUGCAUGGGGGACCACUGGUUCGACGUGUAG
Molecule: messenger RNA, 2076 nt
Organism: Puma concolor (puma)
Lineage: Eukaryota; Metazoa; Chordata; Mammalia; Carnivora; Felidae
Source: RefSeq, a predicted model, not a curated record